Molecule: messenger RNA, 702 nt
Organism: Eremomyces bilateralis CBS 781.70
Lineage: Eukaryota; Fungi; Ascomycota; Dothideomycetes; Eremomycetales; Eremomycetaceae
Exons: 1
Coding region: 1-702 (233 amino acids)
Source: RefSeq, a predicted model, not a curated record
AUGUCUGGCUCCGAGUAUCGAAAUGGAUCCAUCAACAACGUCUGCACGACCGCAGCCAGCGCGCCAGGCAUUGAAAAUCUCACGUCCUCUGGUUUCGCUGCAGAGAGGCAUGUUUUCGGAAAGCCCUCCUCACCAGACGAACUCCGCGGUCAUAAAUCUCACAGCACAAUCGGCCCGCUGGGCUACAUCACUAGCUCCUUUGCCAACCAAUCCAACUCGACUGAUGCCGGCACAACCCUAGCAAAACUCGAAUCAGGGACCCCUCGCCAGUCUGUUAGCAGUGCGUACAUUCCAGGAGAUACCUCUGCAACGCUUCCAAAUGCGGCGAACACCCUCCCACGGCCAGUCCGUCCAACACCAACUGAGUCUGAAUCAUCGUCGGCCAUCCUUCGUCGAGCUGACUCGUCUUGCAAUCUUUACUCGUUUUCGACCGACGCUACCAAACGGCCCUCCACAUCUUCAUCAAUGUCUCAGCUGGAGAUGAGUGGUGGAGGCGGCCUUACAAGUUCCGCCGAGAACAGUCUCUCCGGAUCGUCAACUCUCGUCAGCGGUCAUACUUAUGCUCCAGUGUACCAAGCACAUACACCGCACAAUGUACAAGCUUCGCAUUCGGAAUCACUGGGAGCUGAUAGCUCCGUCGGCGGAUAUGAACGUGGUGUGGCAGUAGGUGGUGAUCGAGGUGAAUCCAGCAGAGGCUUUUAA